Molecule: messenger RNA, 1909 nt
Organism: Carica papaya (papaya)
Lineage: Eukaryota; Viridiplantae; Streptophyta; Magnoliopsida; Brassicales; Caricaceae
Source: RefSeq, a predicted model, not a curated record
CUCAUAUUUCCUUCGCAAUUACGAACACACAAACACCCAUACAGAGAUCUUUCAUUCUCUAGCGAAGUCGCGCAACCAUCCCUAGGGUUCUCUCUCGACUGAAACCUAGGUGUUGCCUUACAAUUUCAUGGAGUCUGUUAGUAACCAUCAAUUUCAAUCCCUAGAUCCCCAGCACCCAUCAACGCAAACCUUAGAUUUCCAUAAUCCAAACUACCCUCCUCCCCCUCCUCCGGAAGAAACUCUGGCCCCUGAUCACCAAAACCCACAAACAACAGUUUCUGACGGUCAGUACCCGUUCAAUCAGCUGCCUGAUUAUCCUCGAGGCGCAGAUGAGAACGGUGGCUCCUUAGCCUUCAGUACUGAUAAUAGUCAAUUGAACGGCAAUACCCAGAUGGGUAUCAACAGUAACAAUAUCGCUUCGUUCAAGUUCGAGAUCCAAAAGCCGUUACUGUCCGAGAACGGCGUCACCAAAACGCAAAGUGGCACGGACAAGGAGCAAUCCGGUGGGGAGGAGGAGACGACCAGCAGGAGGCGCCGCCGGAGCCGGUGGGAUCCGCCUGCGGACUCGAACAACGCGAGUGCUGAGAACACAGACACGGGCAGCGGUACGAGGAAGAGGAAAUCUCGGUGGGCAGACGAUGAGCCGAAGCCGGUGAUUCAGCUUCCUGAUUUUAUGAAGGAUUUCACCGGAGGUAUUGAAUUUGACCCGGAGAUUCAAGCUUUAAAUAGUAGAUUACUUGAGAUUAGUAGGAUGUUGCAGUCUGGAUUACCUUUGGAUGAUAGGCCUGAAGGGCAAAGGUCUCCUUCGCCUGAGCCUAUCUAUGAUAAUAUGGGAAUUCGGAUUAAUACUAGGGAGUAUCGAGCACGAGAGAGAUUGAAUAAGGAAAGACAAGAGAUUAUUUCUCAGAUUAUCAAACGGAACCCAGCUUUUAAGCCACCAGCGGACUAUAGGCCGCCAAAGCUUCAGAAGAAGCUUUAUAUACCGAUGAAGGAAUACCCAGGUUACAAUUUUAUUGGGCUUAUUAUUGGACCAAGGGGGAAUACCCAGAAGAGAAUGGAAAGAGAGACGGGUGCAAAAAUUGUUAUUCGUGGUAAAGGGUCGGUGAAGGAGGGUAGGUUGCAGCAGAAGCGGGAUUUGAAGCCCGACCCUUCAGAGAACGAGGAUUUGCAUGUUUUAGUGGAGGCUGAGACUCAAGAAGCUCUUGAUGCAGCAGCAGGGAUGGUUGAGAAGCUCCUACAGCCCGUGGAUGAGGUGCUGAACGAACAUAAAAGGCAGCAACUUAGGGAACUUGCGGCCUUGAAUGGAACUAUAAGAGAUGAAGAGUAUUGUAGGUUAUGUGGUGAGCCAGGUCACAGGCAGUACGCGUGUCCCUCACGGACUAAUACUUUUAAGAGUGAUGUUCUUUGCAAGAUAUGUGGUGAUGGUGGGCAUCCUACUAUUGAUUGUCCAGUGAAGGGGACGACAGGGAAGAAAAUGGAUGAUGAGUACCAGAACUUCUUAGCUGAGUUAGGAGGCACGGUUCCUGAAUCUUCAAUUAAGCCCCCUACCUUGGCCCUUGGUUCAGGCAGUUCCGGAAGCAAUCCACCUUGGGCCAAUAAUGCUGGUGGUGGCGGGAGUGCACACCCUGGCUUAGGCUCAACUAUUAUCAAGCCAACAAAGGAAUAUGAUGAUACAAAUUUGUAUAUUGGCUACUUGCCACCUACCCUAAAUGAUGAUGGCUUAAUCAGAUUGUUUUCCCCUUUUGGUGAUAUUGUGAUGGCUAAGGUUAUUAAAGAUCGGAUUACUGGAUUAAGCAAAAGAUAUGGUUUUGUUAAGUAUUCUGAUGUUCAAAUGGCUAACAAUGCUAUUCAAAGCAUGAAUGGUUAUCUCCUACAGGGCCGGACUAUUGCUGUAAGAGUUUGCAUGUAA